AUGAGCAGAUUCCCGGACCAGGCGAUAGCAGCUGCUGUGCCGGUCAUAUCGGCAGCCAUGGUGUGCAGGUGGACGCUGCGGAGCCAACUGCCGUCCACUCCUUCUUUUUCCAACAGCAGACGAAACAAUCCCAACAGGAGCGCCGCUGCUUCCACGAUGCUUCUGCCGUUGCUGAUGGCCUGGGCGUACGUUCUCGCGCUUGGAGAGAAGCUCCAGUUGGAGUUGGAGAGCUUGUACAGCGGGAGUAAGGGCACCGCCAGUCCUACCACGGCACCAAAGCCCCCAUCGCCAUCGCUAUUGCCAUCGGAGCUAGGAAAGGGUGCCCCAGCUUCCACAGCACCAAUUGUUCCCCUCCCUGCUGCAGAUAAAUCCGCCGCCGCGGCGGUUGCAACAACACGUACUUGCACUUCAUGCUGGGGUCGGAAACUGCUGCCAUCCAGCAGGAGCAGCACGACCGAGCAUAACGAACGACUGCUGCCUCCUGCGUGUCCAACAAGCCGGGCGCGGGCGACCGACAAGACUCUGGUGUUGGAUCUCGACGAGACGCUAAUCCUCGCCAGGGGAGACGCCAGGGAAAUGGGAGAGGAGCAGAGGUUCGACUUCAUGCUGAGCUUCCAACACCAACUACCACCACCGCAAGAAGAGAGGAGGAGGAGCCGAGGGCUGGUACCACGCAUGAGGAGGGCCGCGGCACGAGCAAGCGGAGACUUGGGCAACGAGGGGCAGACACCCCGACGCGUCUACGUACGGAAGCGGCCGCACUUGCGCGAGUUUCUGGAGGCCGUUUCCGAGAUGUUCGAGGUGGUGCUCUUCACGGCCGCGCCGCAAGCGUUCGCGACGGCCGUGCUUGAGCAGAUAGAUCCUGAGGGGUCUUUCGUGGAUCAUGUCUUGUCGAGCGACAACUGCACGCGCUUAGGCAGCAGUACCAUUAGAGGUGCAAGUGGCGGUAGUGGAAGGAGCAGGGGUAGCAGCAGCAGCAGUUGCAGGACUUGGGGUGGGAGAGACGGGGGCGUUUCUAGCGACCUGUCGAGGAAGAGGCGAGAAGGCCCCACGUCGAUGGUGAAGGAUCUCGGUAUCAUCGGGCGGCCGCUGUCCAAGGUCAUUAUGGUGGACAAUUCUCUGGACGCUAUUCGAUACCAUCUGGAGAACGGCGUGCACAUCUCCAGCUUCUACGGAGAUCGCGAGGACACGGACCUUCUGUCCACGCUCGAUGCGCUCAAGACGCUGGCGCCCGCGGCGGACGUCAGAGAUGCUAUUAUCAGACCUGGGUCACACUCGAUCUGCUUUGCAGUACCCUCCGUGCUUCGCCCUGCGGCCUAA
Ectocarpus sp. CCAP 1310/34 is the source of this 1320-nucleotide messenger RNA. Lineage: Eukaryota; Phaeophyceae; Ectocarpales; Ectocarpaceae. The record is from the annotation of a GenBank genome assembly.